Messenger RNA from Closterium sp. Naga37s-1, 1833 nucleotides. The record is from the annotation of a GenBank genome assembly. Lineage: Eukaryota; Viridiplantae; Streptophyta; Zygnematophyceae; Desmidiales; Closteriaceae.
AUGGCAACAACAGUGGCCGCUGGCACUCAUGGCAACAACAGUGGCCGCUGGCCCUCACGGCAACAACAGUGGCCGCUGGCCCUCACGGCAACAACAGUGGCCGCUGGCCCUCAUGGCAACAACAGUGGCCGCUGGCCCUCAUGGCAACAACAGUGGCCGCUGGCCCUCAUGGCAACAACAGUGGCCGCUGGCCCUCAUGGCAACAACAGUGGCCGCUGGCCCUCGUGGCAACAACAGUGGCCGCUGGCCCUCAUGGCAACAACAGUGGCCGCUGGCCCUCAUGGCAACAACAGUGGCCGCUGGCCCUCAUGGCAACAACAGUGGCCGCUGGCCCUCAUGGCAACAACAGUGGCCGCUGGCUCUCAUGGCAACAACAGUGGCCGCUGGCCCUCAUGGCAACAACAGUGGCCGCUGGCCCUCAUGGCAACAACAGUGGCCGCUGGCCCUCAUGGCAACAACAGUGGCCGCUGGCCCUCAUGGCAACAACAGUGGCCGCUGGCCCUCAUGGCAACAACAGUGGCCGCUGGCCCUCAUGGCAACAACAGUGGCCGCUGGCCCUCAUGGCAACAACAGUGGCCGCUGGCCCUCAUGGCAACAACAGUGGCCGCUGGCCCUCAUGGCAACAACAGUGGCCGCUGGCCCUCAUGGCAACAACAGUGGCCGCUGGCCCUCAUGGCAACAACAGUGGCCGCUGGCCCUCAUGGCAACAACAGUGGCCGCUGGCCCUCAUGGCAACAACAGUGGCCGCUGGCCCUCAUGGCAACAACAGUGGCCGCUGGCCCUCAUGGCAACAACAGUGGCCGCUGGCCCUCAUGGCAACAACAGUGGCCGCUGGCCCUCAUGGCAACAACAGUGGCCGCUGGCCCUCAUGGCAACAACAGUGGCCGCUGGCCCUCAUGGCAACAACAGUGGCCGCUGGCCCUCAUGGCAACAACAGUGGCCGCUGGCCCUCAUGGCAACAACAGUGGCCGCUGGCCCUCAUGGCAACAACAGUGGCCGCUGGCCCUCAUGGCAACAACAGUGGCCGCUGGCCCUCAUGGCAACAACAGUGGCCGCUGGCCCUCAUGGCAACAACAGUGGCCGCUGGCCCUCAUGGCAACAACAGUGGCCGCUGGCCCUCAUGGCAACAACAGUGGCCGCUGGCCCUCAUGGCAACAACAGUGGCCGCUGGCCCUCAUGGCAACAACAGUGGCCGCUGGCCCUCAUGGCAACAACAGUGGCCGCUGGCCCUCAUGGCAACAACAGUGGCCGCUGGCCCUCAUGGCAACAACAGUGGCCGCUGGCCCUCAUGGCAACAACAGUGGCCGCUGGCCCUCAUGGCAACAACAGUGGCCGCUGGCCCUCAUGGCAACCGCCUGGUGGUUCUGUGGCCCGGCUGGUUCUACGGGAGGGAGCGCUGUGCUCAACUUGUUGCCUGUGCUCACCUGGUUCGCCUCGAAGGCGCACUCAAAGAAGGCGGAGCGGUCCCCACUGGCCCUCAUGGCAACCACGGUGCCUAGUCAGUCAACUCCAAAGGAGGGCCAUCCGCACCCAUUCGCACCCAUCCGCACCUGGUUCGCCUCGAAGGCACACUCAAAGAAGGCAGAGCGGCCGCCGCUGGCCCUCAUGGCCACUGCCUGGUGGUUUGACAGUCAACUCAAAGGCGAGGGGAAGAAGAGGCGGAGGGAGAGAGGGAAGGAGCGCCGUGCUCACCUGGUUCGCCUCGAAGGCACACUCAAAGAAGGCGGAGCGGUCCCCACUGGCCCUCAUGGCCACCGCCUGGUGAUGCCCAGCGCACAGAACCGCUCCUUGUUUGCUCCUGCCGGUGCACAGUCACAGGGGAACACGUCAUAA